This is a messenger RNA of Solea senegalensis (Senegalese sole), 2404 nucleotides long. Its product is annotated as zinc metalloproteinase-disintegrin-like batroxstatin-1. Gene Ontology annotation, biological process: proteolysis; inflammatory response; regulation of cell-cell adhesion. The record is from RefSeq and is a predicted model, not a curated record. The coding region runs from base 91 to 2094 and encodes 667 amino acids. The transcript has 18 exons. Gene Ontology annotation, molecular function: metalloendopeptidase activity; cell adhesion molecule binding. Lineage: Eukaryota; Metazoa; Chordata; Actinopteri; Pleuronectiformes; Soleidae.
CGUUACCGGAGGCGGGACUUGGGUGAGCGGUGGUGAUUCACGGUGGAAUAACGGCGGAGCAGCAACGCUGCCCGAACACAGGACAUCGUCAUGUGGUCGCUGUGGCUGACAUGUGUUUGUGUUGUGCACAGCUCUGCCCUGCUGUCUCACGUGGACCAGUAUGAAGUGGUCAGACCUCAGAGGCUGCAGCACGGGAGGCAGAGGAGGAGCCUGAGAGAAAACCAGCUUCACCCAGAUACGGUGCAGUAUAAGUUGGCCAUUGAAGGGAAGAACCACAUCAUCCACUUGGAGAAAAACAACAAUCUUAUUGGAAAAGGCUACACCGAAACACACUAUUCAGAAGACGGGAAACGAGUCAUAACAUCACCAAGUGAGGAGCACUGCUUUUAUCACGGCCAUAUUGAAGGAGUGACGGACUCUUCGGUCAGCGUGGGGAUUUGCUCGGGCAUUAGUGGCUUUGUGAGGGCCCGGCAGCAGCUCUACCUGAUCGAGCCUCUGGGAAAGUCAGAGGAUGAAGAGCAUGCCGUUUACCGACAGGAAAACCUGAAGAUCAGCCGCCGCCCCAGAUGUGGCUCUUUGUCAAACACCACUGUGCUGUAUGACCGGGACCAGGUCCCUCACCAAGCUGGGCUCUUCAGGUCCAGAUUGUGGAAUACUAAACCGGUCACACAGCGGUUUGUCGAGCUGUUUGUGGUGGUUGACAACACCGAGUAUAAACGAUAUGGAAGUCAGACUAAAUCUCGUGUUCUUGCAGCUCUUAAUCACGUAGACAAGCUGUAUCGAGCUCUGAACAUCCGCGUCGUGCUGGUGGGAUUAGAGAUAUGGACGUACAAGGACUACAUUGACGUGGACAUAAAUUCGGAGACCACGCUGGACAAUUUCCUGAUGUGGCGCCAGACCGAGCUCCUGCAGAGGAUGAAGCACGACAAUGCCCAGUUUGUGACAGGCAAAGAUUUUGAAAAAGACACAGUGGGGUUGGCAAAUAAGUUCGCCAUGUGUUCCGAAAACUCGGGUGGAGUCAAUCAGGAUCACCAUGCUAACCCAAUCGGCCUUGCCUCCACCAUUGCUCAUGAGAUGGGGCAUAAUUUUGGCUUGUCCCAUGAUGCUGCAGGUUGUUUGUGCAGCAGUGAAAACUGUGUGAUGGCAGAGAAGCUCAGGACAGGAAGUGAAGCAUUCCCAGAGUUUUUCAGCAGCUGCAGCGUGGAGCAGCUUGCUGAGUUCAUGGAACGAGCUCAACCCAGCUGCUUGGAUAAACCAAACCCCAUCAGGACCAUCGCUGCGGGGCCUCACUGUGGCAACGCCCUGCUAGACCCUGGAGAGGAGUGUGAUUGUGGCACUGUGGAGGAAUGCAGGAACCUUUGCUGCGAUGCCUCAACGUGUCGUCUGACUGAGGGAUCCCAGUGUGCUCAUGGACAAUGCUGUGACAACUGUCAGUUCAAAGGUGCUGGAAGUGUGUGCAGGAGGUCGUCCAGUGACUGCGACCUGCCCGAAUACUGUACUGGCAUGUCCGAGGUUUGUCCCGAAGACAGCUUUGAGAUGAACGGCAAACCGUGCUACGACCAGGCGCAGGGCUACUGCUACAACGGCCAGUGUCCCACUCAUGAGCAGCACUGCUGGAGGAUGUUUGGACAAGGAGCCACGGUUGGGCCUAAUAUUUGUUUUGAACUGACCACGCGUGGCGAGGAAGGCGCAAACUGCGGGAGCACCAAAUUUGGCUACAUCCCCUGCACUGCACAGAAUUUCAAGUGUGGAUCUAUGUUUUGCCAAGGCGGCGGUGAGUCCAUCACGGGUAAAAGGGCGGCCUACACUGUGCUCGGCACUGAAUGUAAACUCGUUGUGGAUGACUAUAAAACCAGAAACAUUGACAUGGUGCCCAAAGGAACCAAAUGUGGACCAAAUAAGGUUUGCCUUGACAACAGGUGUGUGGAUCUGUCAGCGUACGGGGCACAGGGAGAUUGUGCAAAGAAAUGCAACAGUAAUGGGGUUUGUAAUCACAAGAAAGAGUGCCAUUGUAAUCCCGGAUGGGCCCCACCUUACUGUGACACCCAGUACACAGAUAUACCUCAAGGUACAGACCUAUUCACUGGAUUUUAAUUCAUUUUGAGUCAGACAAUUUCCAUCUUUUGGACGUGGUCUGUCUGCUGAAUAGGCAGGUUAGAGAUUAACAUCAAGGUCAGCACAAAAUGAGCUGUUCAAACAAAAAUAGGUCACACCUGCUCAUUGAAUCAUUCUUCCAGUCAGUAUGAAACAUGAAUGAUUCACUAUGAGUGAUGUCUUAUUUCUCCCAGAAUCAGUAUAAUCCUUUGUUCCUGAUUUUGCACGUUCUUCAACUCAGCGUCACUUAAACACCCAAAAAGGAUCUCAGAGAGCUCAGUCCCACAGUGUCGAGUUAAAAGUUCUGGAU